Messenger RNA from Neolamprologus brichardi, 1204 nucleotides. RefSeq names its product interleukin-1 beta-like. The record is from RefSeq and is a predicted model, not a curated record. Gene Ontology annotation, molecular function: cytokine activity. NCBI's taxonomy places the organism in Eukaryota, Metazoa, Chordata, Actinopteri, Cichliformes, Cichlidae. Gene Ontology annotation, biological process: cytokine-mediated signaling pathway; positive regulation of gene expression; regulation of non-canonical NF-kappaB signal transduction.
UGCAAUACCAAACUUCCCUGAUGAGGGGAUUUAAAAACCCUGCCAGACAGCACAGUCGGGCAGAACAACGCUGACAGAACAACUGUGAACACAGCACAUUGACACAGCUUCUGAUCUCCAAAUUUCAACAGCAGAUCUUAACUCAGUAAAAGAUGGACUUGGAAAUGAGCUACAUGGCUGAGGAAUGGAGCCUCAAGAUGCCCAAGGGACUGGACUUGGAAGUUUCCCAUCAUCCAGUGACAAUGAAGAGUGUGGUCAACCUCAUCAUUGCCAUGGAGAGGUUCAAGACCAGCAAUUCAGAGCCAGUGCUGAGCACAGACUUCCAGGAUGAAAACCUGCUUUCCAUCAUGCUGGAGAGCAUUGUGGAAGAGCAUAUGAUCGAGAGGACAGGUCCACCACCUCAGUUCACCAGCAGGGAUGAGAUUGAGUGCACUGUGACUGACAGCCAAAAGAGGAGCUUGGUUCUGGUCCAAAGCAGCAUGGAGCUCCAUGCAGUGAUGCUGCAGGGAGGCAGUGAUGACCGCAAAGUGCACUUGAACAUGUCGACCUACGCGCACCCUACACCCAACGCUGAGACCAGGCCUGUCGCUCUGGGCAUCAAAGGCACAAACCUCUAUCUGUCUUGUCACGAGGAUGACGACAAGCCAUCCCUCCACCUGGAGGAGGUGACGGAUAAAAACAGUCUGACAAGGAUAAGCGCUGAAAGCGACAUGGUGCGAUUUCUCUUCUAUAAACGCGACACUGGGCGCAGCAUCAGCACUCUCAUGUCUGUCCGCUGCCCCGACUGGUACAUCAGCACAGCGCAGGACGACGACCAGGUGGUGGAAGUGUGUCAGGAGACCGCCCCACGCUACAGAAGCUUCAACAUCCAGCGCCAGAGUUAAAACCCAUUAAGGAUUCCCAAGAUGAAUUUUGGAGUUUUAUUUGCGCUCCAGUUUGACCUUCUUACAGUAUGUGCUAAGUACAUAAAUUGGAAUAAUUAAUGAUGUAAAGUUACAUCACAAGGUAGCAUCAUUGUGCUCUCUGAGCAUCUGGUGUGUAUUUAUUAAUCAAUAAUUUAACAUACUGUUGAUGCUUUUAUAUAUGUAUUUAUUCAUCUAUUUAUGCUAUUGCAAGAUGUUAAUUAUUUGUUUGUUUGUUUGUUUUUACAAACAAGUAUUUAAAUGAUCUAACAAUCUUAAAUAAAUUUUUUAUUCCCAAUUUA